Molecule: messenger RNA, 982 nt
Organism: Hyla sarda
Lineage: Eukaryota; Metazoa; Chordata; Amphibia; Anura; Hylidae
Product: immunoglobulin lambda-1 light chain-like
Exons: 4
Coding region: 26-742 (238 amino acids)
Biological process (GO): immune response; immunoglobulin production
Source: RefSeq, a predicted model, not a curated record
CAGUAAAGCUCUGUCAUUCUGCACCAUGUCUGGGACUGUUCUGCUGAUCGCUCUUAUUUCUUCCAUUACAUAUUCUAGGGCUCAGUUUACUGUGAUACAAGAGAGGUUCAUGUCUGUGUCAGCCGAUGGGACAAUCCACUUUACCUGUACAAGGAGUGAUGGUUCUGUAACUGGGGAUAACUACCCAUCUUGGUAUUACCAAACAUCUGGAAGUGUUCCUAAGCUUAUAGUUGGAAGUUAUGGUACUGGCAACCAAAACUAUAAUCCAAUAUCAAACCGAUUUACUGGUUCUUUAUCUGGGGGUAAAGCCGUUCUGACUAUUACCAAAGUACAGCCUGAUGAUGAUGGGAAUUACUAUUGUUCUCUCUAUGGUGGUAGUGGAAGAUAUAUUUUUGGACCUGGAACCACAGUAGCAGUUACCUCCGGUGAAGUUAAGGCUCCUUCUGUUUCCAUUAUGAAGGCUUCAGAUGAAGAGUUAAAAACAGAUAAGGUCACCAUUGUCUGCACUGCGAGCGAUUACACUCCAAGAAUUUUGUCAUUGGAAUGGCUGGUGGAUGGGACAAAGUGGACAACUGGCAUAGAUUCCUCCCCAGCCAGCAAACAGGUGAAUAACCUAUACACAGAGAUGAGUCUCUUUACUUUGACCACCUCAGAAUUCGAGAAACAUCAGCAAUAUGCCUGUAAAGUGACACAUCAGGGGAAAGAGUUCAUCCAAACGUUAAAGAGAUCAGAAUGUUUCUAAUAUUUACUGUAUCUAUUUCUGUGUCCCAAGGAUUAUUGUUUAUACACUUGUUAUAGGGACUAUAAACCUACUUCAUAAAAUGUUAUUCUUGUUCUGUAACACAUCUUUCUACAUGUCACAGGGAUACUUCAAUAUUUCUAGUAGCAAUUAUACUCUUAAUCCUAUGUUAUUCCUAUUUGAAAAGACUUUAAAAAAAUGUUAUUGUUACUUUUUCUGUAUGAACCUUUAAAUAAAACUUUG